Nomia melanderi (Alkali bee) is the source of this 5538-nucleotide messenger RNA. RefSeq lists its product as uncharacterized. Gene Ontology annotation, molecular function: carbohydrate binding; glucose-6-phosphate 1-epimerase activity. The record is from RefSeq and is a predicted model, not a curated record. NCBI's taxonomy places the organism in Eukaryota, Metazoa, Arthropoda, Insecta, Hymenoptera, Halictidae. Gene Ontology annotation, biological process: carbohydrate metabolic process. Gene Ontology annotation, cellular component: cytoplasm.
UUCCAGCGCGGUAGCCGGGUUAUUUCGCUGUUCUACUUGUACACGCGAUGUGUGAGGAUAGAUUAAUUUUAUUACGUGAUAACGCGUGAUAUAAUAAGACAAGUGAGUUAAUAAAAAUAUAAUUAAUGUCUUGUCCUACUUUCAACGUCUCCAGAAGCACAACAAAGAGUAAUCUCCAUAGAUGACGCUGCUUAACGACCGGGGGUAUAUAAAAAGUGUAAAAGUGGCGUUGGUGGGGAUGAAGCCGGGGCAUUGAACAAAGGUUGACUGCGUCGGUCGUGGAGCCGGCGGCGCAUUCACGAUUCAAACAUGGCAGCGGCUACCAGCGUUGUCGUGCUCGACAGGGGCAACAAUACCACCUGCACGAUUAAUUUACACGGGGCCACGGUGGUAUCCUGGCGAGUGAAUAAUCAAGAACAACUGUUCGUAAGUAAACAAGCUGUAUUCGACGGGAAGAAAGCCAUUAGAGGGGGUAUACCAUUUGUUUUCCCGCAAUUCGGAGCAUGGACGUUCGGGCCACCCCAUGGAUUCGCAAGGAUCGUCCGUUGGAACGCGGAAAAGUUACCCGAACGAUUACCCAGCGGUGACGUUGAGGCAAUAUUCUCUAUAAUGGAUAGCGAAUUCACCCGGUCAAUGUGGAAUUACCCCUUUAGGUUAACGUACAGACUAAUUCUUCGGGAAAAGGAGCUGCACUUCAAUAUCGCCGUGUACAACCCCAGCAAAGAUCACGCGUUUAGCUUUAAUCUGCUGUUGCACACCUACUUUAAAGUACCGGACGUUAGGAGAUGUCAGAUCACCGGUCUUCAUGGAUGCACUUUUAUCGACAAGACGAGGGAUAACCAAAUCUUUCAAGAAGGCCGUGACGUAGUAACGGUGUGCGAAUGGACGGACAGAAUUUACCAGAACACACAACCAGAACACAUUAUCACUAAUGUUGUAUCCGGUAGAAAAAUGCGGGUACAAAAGUACAAUUUUCCGGACACGGUUGUGUGGAAUCCUUGGCAGGAAAAGGCCCGCGAUAUACCUGACUUCGGUGACGAUGAAUUUCCAAAUAUGAUAUGCGUAGAAAGCGGACACGUUAGUAGUCCAGUGUUAUUAUCACCUGGAACAGCUUUUGAGGCCAGUCAAAUCUUACAGGUAAUGUGAGUAGAGGGAGGACCGACUUCGCACGUAACAACCGGAAAUAAUUCCAAUCCAUUACAUCCGGUCUCCUCUGCACCAGAUACCGUCUGGCGAACCGGUGCUGGAUGGCUAUACAUGCCACCACCUCCACCGCCACCGCCACCGCCGCCAACGUCCUCGGCACAUCAAUCGCACCUUCAUGCGCAUUGUAUCGCUCAGACUUGCACUAUAUGUUCUCUUAAUCUUUAAAUCCUUACGUCUAGAAAGUCGAAUGAAACCAAUACAGAUUCACUAUACUCUCGGUUAUCGCGACAAUAGUUUCUUCCGUUUUUGGUAUCGAAUAUUUCAGUACUAAGAACUGCAAAACAUUUGUUAUUGUACAAAAAGAUUAGACACUACGUAGGUAUUCGUAUUUUAUACUGAAUAAAAAUGUAUCGAUCACUCUAGAAUUUUUGGGAUCAUUGAAAUUUUGUUGCCACAGGAGUUUAAACAAUUUUAUACUCUUCAAUAGAAUUGGAUUCAGAUCCAGUUUGUUCAGACAAAUACACUCCAGAGAAAUGUAAACUCACCGAGGUUGAAGAAUAUUAUUUUCCAUUAUUAUAAAACUUUAGUGACAUCGGUAUAUUCUUGAUUUCUUUCUGUUUCUUUUUAUUUUAAACGGAAGAUAUUUUAAUGCUUUCGUUAUUGUUGUUGUUUAUCAUCAAAUGAAACAUGGAACAGUCCUUAGUUCAAUCACAACAUUUUUUUCCAACAUUUUUAGUUUGUUUAAUGAACCUGUCUUGAAAAGUACUCCACCUUUGAGUACACAGUAUGCAUUAUUGUUCGGACAAUAAGUUUAAUAAUUAUAACUUGGAGAAAAGUAUAAUUCCUAGUUAUAUUUUAACAUGUGAGAAAAAAUAAUUCUCAAUUCCCUUGUUACAGUUCCUUUCAUAAUUCAUCUUUCAUAAUAUUCUUUAGAAUAAUAUUUGGAAAACUUGUGCAUAACGAGAUUUUGUUGUAAUUUUUUUAAAAACACAAGAUUUUGAAUGCAUUUUGUAUCUGCUACUACUUUUAAUGUUGAAGUAUAUCAAUUUUAGGUAAUUCUCUUGUAAUACAAAUUAUCAAUACAUUCAUAUAUAUUUUUGUUCAAAAAUUGACUAAAUAUUUUCGCAAUACCAGCACAAAUAAAGCAUUAUGUAUAUUUUCGAAUACAUUCCAUGAAGUAUAUAAGUUUCACAAUCACAGAUUUAUUUUCCGAACAUAAAAUAAUGAUGUUAUAUCAUUUCUUUUGUUUUUCAAAACAGAAGCAAUUAGGCUGCAUUAUGCUUAACGAAAUGUUUGUAAUCUUACAUUUCAUUUUUUAAUCAUGAAACAAUACAUGCUACAAAAUUUUAGAAACAAAACUAGAUAUACUUUGAAACAUAAGUAGAGAAUUUAAUUACAUUAAGCAUUUACAAUAAUGGUGCAACUUACCGACAAAGCGAUUCAGAUAUGGUGCUAAUGUUACAGGUAUAAAAUGAUAGAUAGUUACAGUAAUUAAGCUCAAUCAGCAUUCUUUAUUAUUGUUGUAGUGUUAGCAGCUGGAAAAAGAAACUUUUAUCAGGAUUUUAAGUACAUUUUAUCUUCUGUCUUACCUUGUGCAGAAGGACGAAAACAUACAAUUAACAAUAUAUCAUCGAAAUAGAUGUAAGCAAAUAUUUAUACCGUACAUUAUUAUAAUACUAGUAUAAAAAAAUAAUUUCAUGUGUGUACGAAACAUUUGUAAAAAUAUUAUCUCGUCAACGUUUUAUCUAUUAAUUAACUUUCUAGUGACGAGAAACGAUUUUAAAAACAUACUUACACUUUGCCAUUCAGUCAUUAACACUUGGAUCAUUGUUAAGCACUAUAUUAUAUAAGGGAUAACUCGAUAAUUUAGUGCAAAACUUAAAUGUAUUUUUAUUUCAGUGUGGAAGUAGGAUAUAAUUUAUAGGAUACAACGAUUCCAGUUACUGCAAUAGCAAUUUCUUUUAAUAUUUUUAUAACCAGAAAUAUGUGCAUUUUAAUAUGUUUACAUUGAAAUACCUUAUAUCGACUAACAAAUGAAUGCACAAUUUAAUAUUUAAAUUCGUAAAGUAUUAAAUAAGACAGUAAUACAUUCCCUAGAACAAAUUUUAGAUUAGAUUUAGCUUUAUAAUUAUUACAGAUUAAUUCCAUACUUAAAAGGCUCAGUUCGCAAUUGUAAUUCUGAUAGUUAAGUUCUGCAGUACAUUAUUGAGCUAUUCCAUACGGAUACCAUUGAUAUGCUGGAAUUUUUAAUCAAGGCUUCCAAGUGUAAGGAACGAAAUAUAUGACCACCACUCGUUUAAUAAAAUACUAAACGAGAACUAUCAUUAAUUUAAUUGAGCUCUGAGUAAUCACUAAAUAUGAUUGUACUUUUUGUAUCAGAAUGAUAUAUAUUCCUUAUCUAUAUAUUUGUUACUUUUUGCAACAAGCAUAUACAUAUACAAGAAUUAACUAGUAAUUAUCUGAUUAGAAUUACAGUUUUGAAACUGACUAAAUUUUUUAAGUUAGUGGAAAAGAAAAAUUCUGCCGCAGCAUAAGUAUAUACAUCUUAAAGAAUCAAAAUGCAAUCAAUAUUUACUCUUGAAAUGUUAGAGAAAUUAUAAUAAACAUGAACAAAUAUAAGAAUCCAAUGUGGUCAUAUUUGUGUAGUCAAAUGACAGAACAUUAUACGUGUGAUUUUUUAAAUUUUACUAAAUUAUGAAAAAUCAGUCUUUAAAAAUGCAUAAAUUGUCACUGCCCCCUUCUUUAAACUACAAAGCACAGAGAUGUUACUUUUUUCCAACGUCCAGAUUUUAUGUAAGAAUAAAUGCACAUAUCUCAAUUUAGAGAAAAAUUAGGCAUGUUAUAAUUUGUCAUCAGACCACGAAAUCUUACCAUUUGCUAAUAUUAUUAAUAUUAUUCUACUAUAAAUAUUAAUUAAUAUACUUUAAAUCCAUAUUUUAUUAAUAAGACUUUUAUUCAAAAAGAAUGAGACUGACAUAAUAAUUAGGUGAUUUAUCGUAAAAGAAAUGUUGCUAAGGGAUUCUUCUCUUUCAAUGGCUUUCAAAACUUAGCAAUUCAUAUUAUUAUCCUUUUGGAACUACAAGAAAUAUUCAUAAUUUUUCAUUUUUUAAUGAUAACUUAUUAUAUUUCAUACAAAAAUUUGACUUAUUGAAAUGUUUAAAUACAAAAUUAUUCUUGCUUCCUGUACUUAACAGAGAAAAUUUUAUUUGUUUAUUAAAUUAUUAAAAAGUUUUUGCAACAUAAGAAAGUGACUGAUACACAAUUAUUAUGUCUUUUAUAAUAGAAUUAAACUACUAGGUACCGGGAAAAGUUCAUGCGAGUUCUUAAAUCAAAAUUUAAACAUGGAGAACGUUUUUGUAAAAUAAUUUUACUUUAUUUGAUACCAAUGGCAUCAUUCAUUAAACUAGUGAAAUAUUAAUUGAAAUCGAACUUUAAUUCACUGCUAACAAGAAAACUGCACGAACUUUUUCCUGUAUCUAAAUAUUAAGAUGCUUAAAAGUAAUGGGAUUUUUAUCUAAAUUUUAUUCAAUUUAUCACGUUUAUAAAAAAAACUGAAUUCCAUUUGUUGCAUUUAGAGUGCCAUUUAUUUUGCAUUAAAAUAAUUUACAUUUGUUUAUAUACUAAAUGCAAACUUAUGCCAUAAUAUUUUUCUUUAAUGUACAAAGAUCAAGAAAGCGCCAUACAUUAAAUUUUUCAAAUAUGUACCUUUUUAUUUUCAAAAUUUAGUUGAAAUGUUCAUUAUUUACAACAAAAUUAAAUAUUUUUCUAACAAAAUUUUUCUUAAAUAUUUUUUAUAAGCAGAUGCAAUAUUUGAGUCUAGUAUUAGUCUUAUUUUAUACAGAAGUUAUUUAACAGAUUUCUUAGUGUACUGCAUUUAAAACUUCGUUGUUUCAUUUGAAAUACAUAUUAAUGUAUGCAGUAUAUAAAUUUUACAUUGUGACAGAAACGAAUGCUCAAAUACAGUGUCGUUCCUUACAUAUUGAAAAUUUAAAGAUCUAUAAGUAACCAAGAGGAAUAUUCCUCCUUCUAGACAUGUUAAGAAGCUAAAGCAGAACCCAGAGAAAGCUGAAAGAAAUAAUGGGAAUGCUUUAACAAAUUAGGAAUAAGUCAAAUUGUUUUUAAUCUCAAAGAGACUACUACAUAAGGGUUUCGGUCUUUAGAGGCUAGACAGUAUAUUUGUCAUAUGACAUGGCAUGUUACUUUUUUUCCCAUGUUAGCAAUAAGAUUUGGUCUUCCAACAAGUGAUACAUAUGGGACUACAAAAUCACAUGUUUUGUAUUGCCUUGACAUUGAUAUUCCAGAUAUCUGUAAUUUGUACUAAUAUUUCCAAUUCUCGAUUAAACAAUAUGUUAAAAAUGUACUCUUUCUGGGAAAGUGCAAUAAAAUAUGGGA